Molecule: messenger RNA, 3456 nt
Organism: Cyprinodon variegatus (sheepshead minnow)
Lineage: Eukaryota; Metazoa; Chordata; Actinopteri; Cyprinodontiformes; Cyprinodontidae
Gene: atp1a2a
Product: sodium/potassium-transporting ATPase subunit alpha-2-like
Exons: 24
Coding region: 144-3140 (998 amino acids)
Biological process (GO): potassium ion import across plasma membrane; sodium ion export across plasma membrane; proton transmembrane transport
Cellular component (GO): membrane
Molecular function (GO): ATP hydrolysis activity; P-type sodium:potassium-exchanging transporter activity; ATP binding
Source: RefSeq, a predicted model, not a curated record
UAUUUGAUGUGGUGCAGGGUGCCAGGCCCAAAAAAAACCCUCCACCAGUGCGUUCUGCAUGUGGUUGGCGGGAGACCUCAGCAAAGGCCAGACCCCUGAGAUUCUCCUUUACAGCAUAACCUGCAGACGUCUGGAGACCAAGCAUGGGCAGAGGGUGGGGUGCUGAGAGUGGAGGGAAGAGGAAGAAAAAGGAUAGGGACUUGGAUGAGCUGAAGAAGGAGGUGGCCUUGGAUGACCAUAGAAUAUCUGUGGAUGAAGUGGGAAAGCGCUAUGGAGUGGACCUGACACGGGGCAUGACCAAUGCCAGAGCUGCAGAGAUUCUGGCUAGGGACGGUCCGAACACUCUGACUCCUCCCGCCACAACCCCGGAGUGGAUCAAGUUCUGCCGUCAGCUGUUCGGUGGCUUCUCCAUGCUGCUGUGGAUCGGUGCUAUCCUCUGCUUCCUGGCCUACAGCAUCCAGGCGGGACUGGAGGAUGAGCCGGCCAAUGAUAAUCUCUAUCUGGGAGUGGUGCUGGCUGCCGUGGUGAUCAUCACCGGUUGUUUCUCCUACUUCCAAGAGGCUAAGAGUUCUCGAAUCAUGGACUCAUUCAAGAAAAUGGUGCCACAGCAAGCGAUGGUUAUUCGUGAAGGGGAGAAAAUGCAGAUCAACGCAGAAUUUGUGGUGCUGGGAGACCUGGUGGAAGUUAAAGGGGGAGACCGGGUUCCUGCUGACCUUCGGAUUAUAUCUUCCAGCGGCUGCAAGGUGGACAACUCGUCUCUGACAGGAGAAUCUGAGCCUCAGACUCGCUCCCCUGAGUUAACCCAUGACAAUCCUCUGGAGACGCGCAACAUCUGUUUCUUUUCCACCAACUGUGUUGAGGGCACUGCUCGUGGCAUUGUGAUAGCCACCGGGGACCGAACUGUGAUGGGUCGCAUUGCCACCCUGGCGUCUGAACUGGAGGUGCGACAGACCCCCAUCAGCAUUGAAAUUGAACAUUUCAUCCAUAUCAUCACCGGUGUGGCGGUUUUCUUGGGUGUGAGCUUCUUCAUCCUUUCCCUUAUCCUGGGUUACACCUGGCUCGAGGCUGUCAUCUUCCUCAUCGGCAUCAUAGUAGCCAACGUGCCUGAGGGCCUGCUGGCUACCGUUACGGUGUGCCUGACUCUUACUGCCAAACGAAUGGCCAAGAAGAACUGCCUGGUGAAGAACCUGGAGGCCGUGGAGACUCUCGGCUCCACCUCCACCAUCUGCUCCGACAAGACGGGCACACUGACCCAGAACCGCAUGACCGUGGCCCACAUGUGGUUUGACAAUCAGAUCCACGAGGCAGACACUACUGAGGACCAAAGUGGUUUUGGUUUUGACAAGACCUCUGGUACUUGGGCCUCUCUGUCUCGCGUGGCUGGUCUGUGCAACAGAGCCGUGUUCAAACUCGGACAGGAGGAGCUCCCCAUCAUGAUGAGGGACACAGCGGGGGACGCGUCAGAGUCGGCCCUGUUGAAAUGCAUCGAGCUGUGUUCUGGGAGUGUUCGUGACUUGAGAGACAGAAACCCCAAAGUGGCUGAGAUCCCCUUCAAUUCCACCAACAAGUACCAGCUCUCCAUCCAUGAAGUGGAGGACAAUCCCUCUGGUCAUCUGCUGGUGAUGAAGGGUGCACCAGAGAGAAUCUUGGACAGGUGCAGUACAAUCAUGAUACAUGGCCAGGAGCAACCUCUUGAUGAAAGCUGGAAAGAAGCCUUCCAGAAUGCCUACCUGGAUCUGGGCGGACUGGGAGAGAGAGUGCUCGGAUUCUGCCACUUGAAUCUCUCUUCAUCCCAGUUUCCUCGAGGAUUCAAUUUCGACUGUGACGAGACAAACUUCCCCACAGAGCAGCUCUGCUUUCUGGGUCUCAUCUCCAUGAUUGAUCCGCCGCGUGCCGCUGUGCCCGAUGCUGUGGGUAAAUGCCGCUCUGCUGGCAUCAAGGUAAUUAUGGUAACUGGAGACCACCCUAUUACGGCCAAGGCCAUCGCUAAAGGGGUGGGCAUCAUCUCUGAGGGCACCGAGACGGUUGAGGAUAUCGCUCAGAGACUGAACAUCCCUCUGUGCCAGGUUAACCCCAGGGAUGCAAAGGCUUGCGUGGUGCACGGUUCAGACUUAAAGGACAUGAGCACCGAGUACCUGGACGACCUGCUAAGGAACCACACUGAGAUUGUUUUCGCUCGCACCUCUCCUCAGCAGAAGCUCAUCAUCGUGGAGGGCUGCCAGAGACAGGGGGCAAUCGUGGCCGUGACGGGGGAUGGAGUGAACGACUCUCCGGCUUUAAAGAAGGCAGACAUCGGCGUUGCCAUGGGGAUUGCCGGUUCUGAUGUGUCCAAGCAGGCAGCUGACAUGAUCCUGCUGGAUGACAACUUUGCCUCCAUCGUUACAGGAGUGGAGGAGGGUCGUCUCAUCUUUGAUAACUUAAAGAAGUCCAUCGCUUACACCUUGACCAGCAACAUCCCAGAGAUCUCCCCCUUCCUCGUGUUCAUUAUCGCUAGCGUUCCUCUUCCUCUGGGAACCGUCACCAUUCUCUGCAUCGACCUGGGAACUGACAUGGUGAACAUCAUGAAGCGGCAACCAAGAAAUCCGAAAACAGACAAGCUGGUCAACGAGCGCCUCAUCAGCAUGGCAUACGGACAGAUAGGUAUGAUGCAGGCUCUCGCUGGUUUUUUCACUUACUUUGUGAUUUUGGCUGAAAACGGCUUCCACCCAAAAGACCUGCUGGGCAUUCGCAUCAACUGGGAUGACCGUGAAUUUAAUGACCUGGAGGACAGCUAUGGGCAGCAGUGGACUUAUGAACAGAGGAAGAUUAUUGAAUUCACCUGCCACACAUCCUUCUUUGUCAGCAUUGUGGUUGUCCAGUGGGCUGAUCUCAUUAUCUGCAAGACCAGGAGGAAUUCCCUCUUCCAACAAGGCAUGAAGAACAGGAUCCUGAUCUUUGGCCUGUUUGUAGAGACAGCCCUGGCUGCCUUCCUCUCUUACUGCCCUGGAAUGGACGUGGCCCUGCGCAUGUACCCCUUGAAGAUCCUCUGGUGGUUCUGUGCCUUCCCGUACAGCCUGCUCAUAUUUGUUUAUGAUGAAGUCCGUAAAUACAUUCUUCGGAGGAGCCCAGGAGGUUGGGUGGAGCAGGAGACGUAUUAUUAACAUUCAGAAAAUGUCAGUUUGCAUUGUAUGCGUAUGUGUGUGUUUUACUUCUGGGCUUUGUGAAUGUGAAACUGCGUGUGUGUCUGUCAGAUGUAAUAUUGCAUGGAUCAGUUCACAAAUCUGAUUAUCAUAAAAUACUGCUGAAAAUAGGAUUGUGAGUUUUUCUCCUGUUUUAUCAUAAAACAUCCAGAGCAGGAUGAAGUUCUUGUACACUUUUUUGCCUUCUUCGACUCUUACUAUAGUGAUGUAUUUUUGGUAGAAACCAUUAUGGCAAAGAAUUUUCAUGGAUGGAAAGUUUUAAAAUAAAAUGUCUUAC